CUAGCCGACAUGAAGAAACAAAUCGAGUAUCUCCUCACACCGAAACCGGACGGAAGCCUGCACAUGUGCAUCGAUUACCGAGCUCUCAACAAGCAGACCAUCAAGAACAAAUACCCAAUCCCACGAAUCGAUGACCUGCUUCACCAGCUUUGGGGAGCCACGGUAUUUCCAAACUGGAUCUGCGGUCCGGAUACUGGCAGAUAUGAAUGGCGGACAAUUCCAUCCACAAAACUGCUUUCCGCACUCGGUACGGGUCGUACGAGUAUCUGGUAAUGCCGUUCGGACUCACUAACGC
Closterium sp. NIES-67 is the source of this 295-nucleotide messenger RNA. The record is from the annotation of a GenBank genome assembly. Lineage: Eukaryota; Viridiplantae; Streptophyta; Zygnematophyceae; Desmidiales; Closteriaceae.